AUGGGCACAAGCGCCACCCCAACAACUGGACAGAGACUCGACAAGGAGACGGAAGAUGUCGUCAACGCGGGGGAGAGGGCAGAUGGAGUUCUCAUCCAAGAAGAUGGUGACAUCCCUGACCACACUUCGGAUCACAAGAAUCAUGAGAUCACCGACUCACCUUCACUCUCCCCUGGAAAGGCCUCGCCAGCAGCGCCAUCAAAGCCAGACGACAAAUACACCCACUGGGCCUCCAUCCAAAUCUCCCACGCAAAGUCCCUUCACACCCGACCCUCUCACAUCUCCAUCAUCCUCACUUCCUACUGUCUCAUUGCGCAAUCCGCCUCAUUAUACUUGGGCGGAGGCUGGCUUUGGUGGAUGGCUGUUCCUCUUGCGGUAGUCGGUCUGGUGACUAUCGGUCAAAGAGCCGAGGCGAACGAAGAAUGUGUGGAUCUGGUCAGGCGUUGCGAAGAACGAAUGAGGUUUUGGGCCGAGGAAGAGAAACAGGAGGCAGUCGAUACCGAGUUUCUAAGUUUUCUGAACGACUCCAAAUCCCCUCCGUCAUUCCAACCAAUACCAUCUUCCAUCCUCCUCUUCCCCUACGAAAAAGGCGCCAUACCAGGCUCUUGCAUGUCUCUCUUCAUCUUCUCCCUCGUCUACCUCUUCGCCUUCUACUCCGGCUUCAACGGCGUUCUGUUCCACGUCGGCGGGUUCGGGACUUUCCUCUCAACCUUCCGGCUUCGCAUCCUUUUUGGCGCUUUGUCGAUGAUGGGGCCGCUGAUCUGGUAUCUCGUCUACUACAAUCGCGCCUCCGCAACCACGAGGCUGGACAUUGAAGGGGCGAGGUACAGAUGGGCUUGGCACAAGGAGCAUAUGGGGGCCGAAGGGGUGAAGGCUUUGGAGGAGAUUUUGCCGGGAGAGCAGGUCGAUUAUCUUCGGCGGUUUUUUGUAGGAGAGAGUGAUCGGGGAGAAUGA
Molecule: messenger RNA, 954 nt
Organism: Cryptococcus wingfieldii CBS 7118
Lineage: Eukaryota; Fungi; Basidiomycota; Tremellomycetes; Tremellales; Cryptococcaceae
Exons: 3
Coding region: 1-954 (317 amino acids)
Source: RefSeq, a predicted model, not a curated record